GGACUGGGGGAAGUGGGCGGGGCCGGGUUCUGUCCCUGUCUCCGACGUCAGCGGGGGCGCGAUGACGUCACCGCUGACGUCACCUGUGACGUCACAGGGCGUGCGAGAACAUGAACUUCUCGUGGCGGAACGAGUGCAACCAGUGCAAGGCGCCCAAACCCGAGGGGGGGCCCGGGGGGCCUCACCUGGGCGGGGGCGGGGCCGGCAAGUACCCCGGGGGGGGCGGCGGCCGCGGCAGCAACCACCUGGGUGGUGGCGGGUUCGAGGAGCGGCGCGGCGGCCGCGGGGGCUUUGACCGGGGCGGGUUCCGGGGCCGCGGCGACCGCGGCGGCUUCAGGGGCGGCCGAGGGGGCGACCGGGGCGGCUUCGGGCCCGGCAAGAUGGACAGCAGGGGUGACCACCGGCAGGACCGACGCGAGCGGCCGUACUGAGCCCCUCCCCCACCCCUCCCCCACCCCCCGUUUUGUAUUUGCUGCCCCUCCCCCACUCCCCCGCCCCUCCCCCCGCGGGCUCCCCCCGCUUUUAACCCUCCCCUCCCCCCCAAUAAAGGAUUUUGGGGGAAGGA
Messenger RNA from Haemorhous mexicanus (house finch), 565 nucleotides. RefSeq names its product RNA-binding protein FUS-like. NCBI's taxonomy places the organism in Eukaryota, Metazoa, Chordata, Aves, Passeriformes, Fringillidae. Gene Ontology annotation, molecular function: transcription coregulator activity; RNA binding. Bases 111 to 431 code for a protein of 106 amino acids. The record is from RefSeq and is a predicted model, not a curated record. Gene Ontology annotation, cellular component: nucleus. The transcript is spliced from 3 exons. Gene Ontology annotation, biological process: regulation of DNA-templated transcription.